Molecule: messenger RNA, 1401 nt
Organism: Hyaena hyaena (striped hyena)
Lineage: Eukaryota; Metazoa; Chordata; Mammalia; Carnivora; Hyaenidae
Gene: LIME1
Product: Lck interacting transmembrane adaptor 1
Exons: 6
Coding region: 277-1122 (281 amino acids)
Biological process (GO): regulation of phosphatidylinositol 3-kinase/protein kinase B signal transduction; regulation of transcription by RNA polymerase II; regulation of release of sequestered calcium ion into cytosol
Cellular component (GO): B cell receptor complex
Molecular function (GO): protein kinase binding
Source: RefSeq, a predicted model, not a curated record
GUGAGUUGGGCUGUUGGAGCAGGUGCUGCUUGCUGCAUGCGCCCCACACGGGGUGUCUGGACCCCACACGGCUGCAGCAGGAGCAGUGGCAGCAGAGGGUUGAGUGGCUGCGUGGGGAGAUGUGGUGAGACGCCCGGGCAGGAAGUGGGGUGGGGAGCUCCGCUGAGCUGUGCACAAGGGCACCUCUGAAGGUGCCAGAGCCACUGGGCCUGCUCCAGGCGGGGCCGAGGAGGAGCCGCCGUGCGCGGGGACUUGGCCUAUCUGUGGCUUCACAGGAUGGGGCCACAGGUGCCCUCAGCCCCUCCUGCCCUCUGGGUCCUAGGGUGCCUUGCCUUGUUCCUCUGGCUGUGGACACUGUGCACAGCUUGCCACAGGAAGCGGGCGCAGAGGCCGCAGGCCAGGCCCCAGCGUUGUGUGAUGCCAGUGGAAGCGUCACUGCUGAGACACCACCACCUCUGCUCCCUCAGCAAGUCAGACACCAGGCUGCAUGAGCUGCACCGGGGCCCAAGAGGCUGCAGAGCCCCUCGGCCUGCCAGCAUGGAUAUCCUGCGCCCACCAUGGCUGGAGGUGUCCAGAGGCACCAGCAGACCGCUGGCAGCCUUCUCACACCGGGAACUGCCCCGGCCAACGACUGCUGCCACCUUGCCCUCCAUCUGCCCCGAGGCCACCUAUUCCAAUGUGGGGCUGGCUGCCAUCCCCAGGGCCAGCCUGGCAGCCAGCCCUGUGGUGUGGGCAGGGGCACGGCUGACCAGCAGCUGUGCCAGGCCUGGGCCUGAGGCCAGACCCAAGGUGGCUGAGUAUGCUUGUAUCCAGAAGCUCAAGGGAAGAGAUCAAGGCCCCCAAAGCCUGGGGCAGUGGAUGGCCGAGGUGACCCCAGCUGUUCAGGUGGACAGCCUGUACUCCAGGGUCAGGAAGCCUAAAAAGAGGGACCUGGGACCUGCCACAGACCAGCUGGACCCCAAGGGCAGAGGAGGAAUUCCAGCUCCGGGAAGUGACCAGGCCUACGAGACCCUCCCACUCAGGGGCCUGGCUAUGGAUGAUGGCCUCCUGGACAAUGUGUAUGAGACUAUCCAGGAAAUGGGGGCCCCGGAGCACCCCGAGCUCUCUGGCUCUAGCUGUUAGCCUAAGUGGACAGAGGCAGGGCACGGAGGCUCCCUGCUUCCCCAGUCUCAGCCUAGGGAGGGGUGUCCAACCCCCAUCUGCCUUGAACAACCAAGUAUAGAUGUUUUCUCCUUCCACGGCAGUGCCCAACCCCUGUUCCCUGCCCCUCCCCCACAGGCGGCUGCGCAGUCUGGACCCCAAGGCUUCUAGCCUGUGAGGUCCCUGGGGGUCCCGCCUGCCAUGGCCUCUUGGCCUCUCCCAAGGUCUUAAUAAAUGCCCAGCACGGGAAGGAUGAAUACA